AUGCCACCUAAACCUUGGGAAAGUUAAUAAAGAGUUUAAAAAGCAACAGCAAUAACUUAAGAAUUAUAAUAGAACCAGACAAUAAACAAAUCUCCUGAUUUGCAGAUUUAAGAUACUGGUAUUGGAGAAAUGACUCAAGAAUAGGCUGCACAGGUUUCUGCUCUAGCAGCCAAUUCAGGAACAAAUAACCAGACCUCGUAUUAAAUUAAAAAAAUAUCCAUUAGUUCAUUAAAUAACAAUUUAAACUCCACUACAGGACUUGGCUAUGGAGGUCUAAACAGUUAUGGUGGAGGAUAUGGAGGAAUGGGAUAUGGUGGUAUGGGUGGAUACGGAGGAUAUGGAGGAUAUAGUAGUGGAUAUGGAGGAGGCAUGGGAAUGGGAAUGGGCAUGGGCUAUGGUAUGGGAGGCUAUGGAAUGAAUAGAUUUGGAAUGGGAAUGGGAGCAGGAAUGUAGUAGGGUAGCAAAAUGAUGCAGGCUUUGGAAUAUUUGGAUAGUGUUGGUUUCGUUGUUAAUAGUCUUUGUGAAAUAGCUAGGAUGAUAGAAAUGAAUACUCAAGGAUUAUAUAAUUUGGGAAUCAGCGGAUUAGCCUUGCUAGGAAGAUUAUAUACAGGAAAUAAAUGGUUAUGGCAUGUUAUUAUUAAUUUUAUCAAGAAAAUUUAUUACUAAAUAAAGACAUUUCUAUUAUUUGAAAAUUAAACAUCGAAUUAGAUAAAUUAAAAGUACAAAAAGCUAUUGAUUUUCGGAAUAAUUGUAUCAGCACUGUUAUUAUCAACUUUAAUAUAUCCUAAAAUGGUUAGUAACAAUUCUUCAAAUCCCAUACUCGAUUAAGUUUUUAAUUAAUAAAAAAUAUGA
This is a messenger RNA of Paramecium tetraurelia, 852 nucleotides long. RefSeq lists its product as uncharacterized. Gene Ontology annotation, biological process: protein import into peroxisome matrix, docking. NCBI's taxonomy places the organism in Eukaryota, Ciliophora, Oligohymenophorea, Peniculida, Parameciidae. Gene Ontology annotation, cellular component: peroxisome; peroxisomal membrane; peroxisomal importomer complex. The record is from RefSeq and is a predicted model, not a curated record. The transcript is spliced from 4 exons.